AGGUUAAAACGACUUCUCCUAAGAAGUAUUUUGUGUAACCAAACACCGGUGUUGUACAGCCUUUGGAUUCAUCUGUCAUUAGAGUCACUCUCCAAGCUCAACGGGAAUAUCCUCCAGAUAUGCAAUGCAAAGACAAAUUUCUGCUACAAAGUACCGUAGUCCCUUCAAAUACCGAUGUGGAUGAUCUCCCGGCUGAUGCUUUUAAUAAGGAUAGCACUAGGGAGAUACAGGGGUGCAAGCUUAAAGUUUUCUAUGUAACUCCUUCCUCUCGAGGAAGUUCAGAAGAUGAAGGGUUUAAGAGCUAUCCAGAACAAGGCGCUGAUUCAAACUCCACUGUGCAGCACCUGAAGGAUGAAAGAGAUGCAGCCAUUCGGCAAACACUGCAGCUGCAACAGGAACUGGUAUUUUAUUUUAUUUAAUUUAUGAUUC
This is a messenger RNA of Hibiscus syriacus, 429 nucleotides long. RefSeq names its product vesicle-associated protein 2-1-like. Gene Ontology annotation, cellular component: endoplasmic reticulum membrane; plasma membrane. The transcript is spliced from 6 exons. Bases 120 to 419 code for a protein of 99 amino acids. Gene Ontology annotation, biological process: endoplasmic reticulum membrane organization. The record is from RefSeq and is a predicted model, not a curated record. Lineage: Eukaryota; Viridiplantae; Streptophyta; Magnoliopsida; Malvales; Malvaceae.